GCACAAUGUAAGAUGGCUGCGCCCAUUACACAGAGCCAACUGAAACGAACACUAUGAAAAGGUUUGCCAGCCCAUCACACUCGGAAGCCAAAAAGCUGAAAGCAAAUGACGAUGAUUUGCUUAGUCUUGCGCCAAGAGAGGUAAACAUUCUUCAGUAUGUGGAGAGCCAUGCAAAGGAAAUUCAUAAGCUUACUGAAGAGUUGCGGCCAAAGCCAUGUGGGGCACAGAUUUCCCAGAAACUACCGAAACACAUGCAGAGGAGGGCCAUGGGACAUGAUGUGAAGAGACUUCCUCGCAGUGUCAGAAGUCAGUUUACAAACAAGCCUGCUGAAAAAAAAAACAAAUGCCCGAGCAGACGACACCGAAGACGCCCAAAGAAUCUUCUGGUCGAGUACAAUCGCCGUCAGAGGAAACACGUGUGGUUGGAGACUCAUAUUUGGCAUGCCAAAAGGUUCCAUAUGGUGGAUAAAUGGAGUCAUAGGUUACCAUGGAAACCAACGCAGCGUGGAGAGAGGGCUUGCUACAGAGCUUCUGCUCAACACUGUCUUAUUCAGGAUGUGUCGUAUCUGUGCUGUAUUGAGUUGCAAGGAGACCAAAUCACCCUGCUAGAUGGCCUGUCCCAUCUUACAAGUUCCCAGGCUGGCCAGACAUUUUCCGCAGUAUCAUGCCUAUCAGGGACAAGGGAAGGACAAACCAUGCUCUACCAUCAUGAUUCCUAUCCCUGGAAGGCCAUUGGUCCAGUUUCUUUUACAUGGAACCCAUCUCAGCCAAUCACAGUGCAGAAUGAAAAUGAGUCUUCAUCCCAACCCUUGGCAAUACAAACUGCCAAUGGAUUGACCAAUCAUAGACAGUUGUGGCUGUGGUGCCAUCCAGCAUGUUUUGAUGAAGUUUGGUUAGAACUUGUGAAGAGCUUCAGCUUAACCGAAAAGUUAAUGACAAAACAAAACAGUGCUUCAAAUGAUAUGAAAGUUGACCAAGAGGAGACAGCAAAAGAGACAGAAAAUGAAGGCAUUAAUCCAGCAGUGUGUGACAAGUUUAAAGCUGACAUAGGUGCCGAAAACAAAGAAAGCAAUGUAAAAAUGAAGUCACUGAGUGGUUCUAUCAAUAGGUUCAGAUUAACUGGACCAGAAUCUGUAGCAAUUUUAAUGGACAUUUUGCAACCAGCAAAAGUCAUGACCAGUGAAGAAAAAAAGGUUGGCAAACAGUGGUGGGGAGAAUACUACACAGAUAAAGGUAGAAUUCUGGAAUUCGAGGAGCAAUGUAUGUUUUUCAAGAUCGCGAGUCAAUGUUUAUCACCAGGGGAGCUACAACCUCAUAGUGUAGUUGCCAUGACAACCAGGGAUCCAAGGCUGACAAGACCUGAGCAAAGGACUAAGGUGGUUGCUGAUGAAGGCAAUAUCAGCAGUGACCAGUCCGCGGUACAAACCAAGGUUAAGUGUUCAGUCUCCUCUUCGCCAUUAUGGUCCACUGAGGUCAGGGAGAAAGUUUUAGCAGGGAAACACACAGAUGCCGAGAUACACAGCUUCAAGGCUGAUCAGAUAGUUAGAGGCCAGCCUCUUGAACUUGGAGUAGAAGAGUCUGCAAUACCAGUUAUCCUUAUUCAGCGACCUGGCAACACUUUUACCCCUAGCAAUAAAGGUCAUCUCCAUGGCAACAAUGGAAGUAAAGAUGUUGCUAUUGGUUUUGGAAGUGGUUUUGACAUCCUUUUUCCUAAAGGCUGGGCAAUGCCUUUCUGGCUGGGUUUGGUGUACCGAGGAGCGAGAUGUGGAGGUUUGAGUGAACUUGAGGGUCAGGCUCAUGAGGGGAGAGAACUUAUGUUCCCUAAUUGCCUACCAGAUACUCAGGCUGGUAGGGAAUGGGAGUCAAGUCAGGAAAAAGAGUUAGUAAGGAAAUAUAACCGGAUUCCACCGGGAAAGAGGCCUAACUACACCAAGUUGAAUGUCUUGUCACCUUUUAGAUGCCCCUGGGAGAUCUUGGUGAAUCAGGCCAAUGGGGAUAGAUUAAAAUUGAAUGGAGUAAAUGAAGAAAUGAAUGGUGAUUUGAAAAACGGAGAAUGUAUGAAGCAAGGUGAUGGUGAUGUAACAAAAGGUGUUCAGGAAUUUGAUGGUAACUUCUUUGUGGUGAGGUCUUUACAGACUUUGAGGCGGUUUAAGAAGAUCUGCAGUGGAGGCCUUGGCACCAGUAAGGCAUUUGAUCAAGAAUUAGUAUCUUUCUCUGAUGAUCAAAAAUUAGGAAUUGUUCCUGUGACUUUAUCCAUGGUUCAUAGAGGCUGUCCUGUCCAGUUUGCCAAAAUUUGUCUUCCUAGUUUGCAGGAUUUGCAACAGUUACAAAAGGACAAAUCUUUCGGAGGUCCCCUGGAACCAGCUAGGGUGGACCCCUUGGAGCAACAAAGAAAUGAGUUGAAGAGAGAACUUAAAAAGAAGGGAGUGAAAAAGGCAGUGAAAGUAGACAGAACUGUGACAGUGUUGGCAGAAACAGAUGGGGAGAAGAUUGAAAAAGGGAGAAGGGAGGUAAUUGGUUAUGUCUGCCAGGGAGGGUUUUCUCUAGGCACGGGGAAUGGGGGUGGUCUAGGGUACAUUGCUGCUGCAGUGUUUAAGAAGUUGUUGGAUCAGGCAGCAGACAGGAAGGGACCACUGGUUUUGAUCAGGAAUCCUACAUCUCUACAGUACCGCUUUGCAAGCUUGUCUGUCAUUGUUUAGAUAAUUUUACAUCAAAGAUACAAUGAUAUUGACUUGUACACAUUUUAAACAUUAUGGUUGAAAUUGACUUUAUGCAAUGAAAUUGCCAUUGGCAUACAGUACACUCCUGUAUGUAUUAUGAAAUGAUUUUGGUUGUUAGCCUUAUUGUUAUUGGAAAAACCUGUGACGCAUAUGUUGUUUAUACUACAUAAUUAAAUUCUAAUAAAGAUUCAUUAUUUUAUA
Messenger RNA from Mya arenaria, 2921 nucleotides. Its product is annotated as ribonucleases P/MRP protein subunit POP1-like. Gene Ontology annotation, cellular component: ribonuclease MRP complex; nucleolar ribonuclease P complex. The transcript is spliced from 8 exons. The coding region runs from base 54 to 2699 and encodes 881 amino acids. NCBI's taxonomy places the organism in Eukaryota, Metazoa, Mollusca, Bivalvia, Myida, Myidae. Gene Ontology annotation, biological process: tRNA 5'-leader removal. The record is from RefSeq and is a predicted model, not a curated record.